CACAGUGCUGCUUACCUGUGCGCCAAAACGCCGAUUCUGCCUCACUCGGACCGCUCGCGAUGGAGAAAAUCAGAUGAAAUAUGAUGAGGAUAUUAUUUUUCUGUGUAUCGACGAAGGGAAGAAACAGCAGAGCUGAGCCGAGACUAAGUUUCUCCAACCAGGGUGCUUUUAUUCCUAAAAGAAAAUAACAACAGCAGCAGCUCCAAGGACAAACAGGUUUUUUAAACACAUCACCAUCCCACCAUGUGCUAAUCUUCUCAGCGUUACCCAAAAGAUAGUGAACACUUUGAGCUGCCGACCUCAUCAACAGUCUUGCACCUACACCAGCUUCCCUAAUGGCCCACCCUUACGAGCCUUGGUUACGGACAGCACCACCAAGUGGCAGCUCAGAAGACAUGAACAUCCCCUCCUGGUGGGACCUCCACAGGGACGUCCAACCAGGGAGCUGGAUAGACCUGCAGACGGGGCAGGGUGUCGGCUUGCCUCCAGUGAGUCCAGGGAGCUCCAUGGGGUUGCAGCACUCUUUAGGGCCCUACGGAUCUGACCCGCAGCUGUGCACCCUGCCUCCAGCUCAACUCGCUCCAGCCUCGCACUCAUCUCACCUCUUCCCUCAGGAUGGCUUCAAGAUGGAGCCACUGGGCCCUGAAAUGCUGCAGCAAGAACCGUUCUCCUUAGAGGAACCACAGGAGAGCACUGUCUCAGCCCGGCCCAAGCCGCAGCGCCGAUCCUCUUCCAGAGGUGCUGGUCAGGCUGCAUGUCGCUGCCCUAACUGCGUCCAUGCUGAACAGCUGGGCCAGAGCACUGAUGACAGCAGGAGGAAGCACAUGCACAACUGCCACAUCCCUGGCUGCGGUAAGGCCUACGCCAAGACCUCCCACCUGAAGGCUCACCUACGAUGGCACAGCGGGGACCGGCCGUUUGUCUGCAACUGGCUUUUCUGUGGCAAGAGGUUCACACGCUCUGAUGAACUGCAGCGCCACCUUCAGACCCACACUGGUGCUAAAAAGUUUAGCUGCGCAUUGUGCCCUAGAGUGUUUAUGCGCAAUGACCACCUGGCCAAGCACAUGCGCACACAUGAGUCCCCACCAGGACAUGGGGAGGAGAGGGUGAACGGAGACGGGAGGAUGGAUAAGGGCUUUGAUACACCAACACCUCCUCAGUCAUCCUCCAAUGUGUCUGCCUCUGACACCACAGAGCCUCCGCUGAAGCUGAAAUGUGAGACAGACCCCUCGGUCUCCAGCGUGACAGGGCAGUCCGGCUAAUUUCAUCACUCUCAGAAGAAUUUUCUGCAGUUAAAGGUUGACAUAUCUCUGUCAUAGAGGUGUCAUAGUUUUACGAUAGAAUAGAGAAUAGAAAAAAGGUUUGGAGAAACAUGUACGGAUAAAAGUUGGAUGGAACAGGAAGUGUUUGUCCGUGGUCCUGUGAAUUUAUCAACUGGGAUAACUCAGUGAUAAUCUAAAUGUUAUAACACACAGACAAAAAAACAGGAAUUUUAUUAAUUCUGUGGAUAAAACAUUCCUCUGUUUACUUAAAGUGAAAGGUGGCUAAGGAGGCAACCGAGCUAAAGCUACAGCUUGUUGCUGGACUUCCAUUGCUGCUAGAGCUACUACGACCAGUAGACCAAGAGCCUGGGACGAGAUUAACUGAAGGUGGUUUGUUAACUUGUUUACAACGAAAAAUGAAUCAAAUGUGUUACUGCAGGAGUUGGAGAAACGUUUGUCUCUAACACAGUUUAAUAUACCUGUUUCAAAGGCAGCGUGCUUUUGAACAGAGAAAGGGAGACGGUUUUGUUUUUGUCUCAGACUGUCACCAUAUGUGUGUAGCCUACUGUGCAAGUUGUGAUAAGACACUGGAAUAUAAAACAGCCUUUUGUCAUUUUGAAAAGGUCAGUAGCAGUUUGGAUGGUUGACAGUACAUGCCAUAAACUGGGUGUGUGUGUUUAGUUGGUAUGUAAGUAAUUAAAAUGUUACAGAAAGAAAUGAAAGUACGACACACAAUAACACUGUGCUGUGGCAGCAUGCUAUGAUGUUGAUAAUGAUAUUAUAUUAUAUAGUAUAAUAUAAGAAAUGGGAAAACCAUGCACUACAAAGGCACCAAAAAUGGUGUGUUGCUGUUGCCACUGAUGGCAAAACACUUAUUAAUGCGUAUAAUUAUACAGUAGGAGAAUGUGAACUGUGGUUCAGUCUACCGGAUGCAAAAAACCAUUAAGUGUGACUAUGGUGUGAAAAAGUUACGAUCACAACUAACUGAACCUGAACAAUGAAAAGUAGUCAGAGCCGCUGAGGACAGUGAUGCCCUCCAGUCCUGGGAGGUGAGAACAAGAAGGUAAAGCUGAGCUUCAUGAUCACCAAAGAUGGACAUGGAGAGAAAAUGCUGCCUGGACAAAUGAAUAAAGUGUCUGAUGCUACAUGCUGAUGACAAACAAUCAUAUCUGGUAUAAACACGACCCAACAGGUCCACCCUGUCGACACUACAGCCUGCUGGUGUUGGAUGAAACUUAGUGAGGUAGUUUACUCCUGUGGACUCUGCAGUCCUAAGAUUUGAAGCUGCAAUAAUCAUUAAUGGAUCAAACUACUCACUCAUAAUGAUGAUCUCACAGAGAAUUAUCGAUCAACUCUGCAGCUCCUCUGAGUAUAUUAUGUUUCAGCAAAUUUCAACUCAUAGUUUUCUGGCCCACAACUCUACUGUUUCGGUUUGGUCUCACGACUCUCAUCAACAUCGACAUCUUUAAAGGUCCAGUGUGUCAGAUUUAAGGGGAUAUAUCGGCAGAAAUGAAAUAUAGUACGUUUUCUUUAGUGUAUAAUCACCUGGAGAUAUGUAUCGUGUUUUUGUUUUCUUAGAAUGAGCCAUUCAAAUCUACACAGGGAGCGGGUCCUUUUCUACGUGGAGUCUGCCAUGUUGCACUGCUAUGUUUCUAAAGUAGAGUGGACAAACCAAACACUGGCUCUAGACAGGGCCAUUCCAGUUUUUGCACCAGCCACCGUAGUUAGCAGCCCCUCAGUGACGAGCAGCGUUGGAAAUACACUGAUUUUUUUAAAAUGUGAAACUGCUUUAUUCAGAGUUUUUACUGGUUUAAACCACCAGUUGUUUUGAAGAGGAAGAGACCUCUGUAGGUAAUUCGACUCAUGGUAAAACCUCCGUGAACGUCUAGAUCUUAAGUUAUCAGAGAAAAAGGUGAGCACGCAUUAGCAGGUGCCUAUCUUAGAUAGCCGAACUGCAUCUGAGAAUCACUGAUUUGUAACGUGAAACUGCUUUAUUCAGAGUUUUUACUAGUUUUUAUCACAAGGUUUGUUUUGGAGAAUAAGAAUUCUCUGCAGAUAAUUCAGCUCCCGGUAAAAACUUCCUGAACAUCGAAUACUGAAGGAAUUUCAACUGGGAGAAGUUUCAGCUGGCUGCAGUAUGCAAACAUCACCACCAGAUGCCACAAAAUCCCCCUAAAUCUUACACACUUGUCCUUUAAGCCUGAUUUAUGAAAGGGUGCUUGACACUUUUGAUAAGCGUCACUCGACGGAAAUUAUAGAGCUGCACAAAGUUGGCGAAAGGGUUCAGUUGCUAUCCUACAGCUGACUUCUUUAGUUACAUUAGAUCAUCCCGAUCAUUAUAUGUAUCCCACUUUUGCAUUCUGAUAAUGGAGGGAUUGGAUGAAAUCUGUGAGUGUGAAGAGGAAUAGAUUAUAAACUUCCUUCCACUGAGCAGAUAACGGGAGCACAAGAAAAGGAGGUGAUCAGUGCAGGACAUGGACGAGGAGAUUCGUGUCUACAAAAUCACAUUGCACGACAAAAUAUGAUGUCAGCGAUUCAACAAAAUUGUCCAGGUGCACGCCAUGAAAGGAAAGUGUCCACCGACACUUUAUUCUGUUGAAAAUACCUCAUUUCUGUCAAGCAACACUUCUAAAAAGUGUAGAGCACCCUAUCCUAAAUCAUACUAUAUGCCAGUGUUGUAUGUACAGUUCUUUCUGCUGCCCUCUGCUGCCAAAAGUUGCGUACGGCUUUUCAUAUCAUAAAUGUGCAGCAGAAAAUAUUCUAGGUACGUCCCUUAAAUCCAUACCUCAGACGGUUCAGGCAGUGGUGGACGCAGAAGGUUGUCCUGCCAACACUAUCCAGGUGUACCUCAUUAAGUAGGUUAAUACAGUUCUUCCAAAUAUCAUCAGCUCGAUAACCAUUUGCGUGUUGGAUCAGGCCAUCGUCCCAAUCAUCAACAAACAUGGUGUGAAGGGCUUAUCUCUCAACACAUUUUAUUAAGAGCUGUAGGUGUGUCUGCAGUUUUUCCAAGUUCACUGACAACUCGUCUAACAAUACAUUUUUUUCCACCCAUUUGACUCUGAAUCACGUGCAGAGAGCGACUGUGUCAGCAGUCUAGUCUAGUUCAUGAAAUAAAACGCAGUUGAACAACACAAGCAUCAGAAUUUAUUUAGGUUACUUGUUUGGAAUAGUUUCAUAAUCAAUAAUAUGUGAUCAAUAGUUCUGUAGCAAGCAGUAUGAGCAGCUUCACAGUUUAAAACCUUUAGGAUGUAUGUAACCCAUCACAGGCAUUAGGCUGAGACUUCUAUAUGUUAGGGAGCUUGCAUUACUGGAGGCUCACGAUUGCUGUAUUUAUGUAUAGAAGAUAAGAAAUGGAAGACCGUGCUUAAACAGUCAAUUAUUGUGUAUUGACUAUUAUUAUUAUUAUUUUCUGUUGAUGUCAGUUUUGAUAGCCUUCCUUUAUGUUGGUCAGUAGAACAAGAUGAACAACUUUUGUUUUAAUUGGUUGCUGUAGAAAAUGUUUUAGUCGACUGUAAGAAAACAAGUUCUAAAACUUUUAAUAAGUUAAUUAUCAUGGUGUAAUAACUUGUAUUUAAUCUAUUAUUGUCCUUCAAAUAAAAAACUAUAUUC
Epinephelus moara (kelp grouper) is the source of this 4871-nucleotide messenger RNA. It is a transcript of the gene sp6, whose product is annotated as Sp6 transcription factor. The record is from RefSeq and is a predicted model, not a curated record. Gene Ontology annotation, biological process: regulation of transcription by RNA polymerase II. The coding region runs from base 336 to 1262 and encodes 308 amino acids. Gene Ontology annotation, molecular function: RNA polymerase II cis-regulatory region sequence-specific DNA binding; DNA-binding transcription factor activity, RNA polymerase II-specific. The transcript is spliced from 2 exons. NCBI's taxonomy places the organism in Eukaryota, Metazoa, Chordata, Actinopteri, Perciformes, Serranidae.